Blepharisma stoltei is the source of this 1149-nucleotide messenger RNA. NCBI's taxonomy places the organism in Eukaryota, Ciliophora, Heterotrichea, Heterotrichida, Blepharismidae. The record is from the annotation of a GenBank genome assembly.
AUGGGAAAUGCUCCUAACUACAGUGCAGAGAGAUUACGUACAAAUCUCCAAAUGGGAGUGACACGCAUAGGAAUCCUCAAAAACAAGAAAAUGGCUCGUAACUAUAGUCUGAAAGAUGAGAUCGCCGGCUACCUAAGAAAUGGCCAAGAAGAGAUGGCUAUGAUAAAGGUAGAGGGAUACAUCAAUACAGAAAACCACAUCGCCGCUCUUGAAGUAAUUAGCAUUAUAUGUGCCCAAUGCAUUGAAAGAAUCCGCCAAAUCUCCGAAUCACGUUCAGUGCCUCCAGACCUCCGUGCAGCGAUAGAAACUUUAAUAUGGUCUGCAAGCCGUUGUGAAUGGACCAUAUUUUUGUGAAAGAAAACCGCUUUAUUUGAAAUAUUUUUAUUAAAAAUAAUUAUUUAUAGAAAAAUUCAUAUAAAAAGCAAGUUUUCUUGACUAGAUUGUGAAUGCCCUGAAUUAAUAGAAGUCCGUGCACAAUUCGCAGGCAAAUAUGGGAUCGAUUUCUGCAAGCAUGCAAAUGACGAUAGAGAUGGGUUCGUCAAUAAAAGUGUUUUGGCAAAAUUAGUUGCUGUCGUCCCUACUGAAGAAGAGAAGACAGUAAAGCUACAAGAAAUUGCGAGCGAGAAAAGAGUAGAUUAUGUACCGAAGAAUGAUGUGAGACACGUAAGAGUUAUUUAGAAUAUUCAAAAUAUUGUACCACCUACUGGGUAUACCCCACAGUACAAUCCCCAGCCAGCUGGGUAUCCUGGCAUGCCAAAUUAUCCACCAGCUCAGUAUCCCCCACCACCUCCACAAGGAUAUCCUGGGCCUGGACAAUAUCCACCACCACAAGGUUAUCAAGGAUAUCCACCUCCUCCAGAAGGAUAUCAAGCCCAAUAUCCUCCACCUCCACCACCGCCUUCACAGCCACCAGCGAACUAUCAAACCCCUCCUCCACCUCCACAGAAUGAGCAAGCUCCUCCUUCCCCUCCUUCUCCUCCAAAUCCUUAUAAAUCGACUCCAGCCCCUCAAAAUCCAUAUCAGCCUCCUCCACCUUCACAGAAUCCAUACAAGCCUCCACCUCCUUCAGAAGCCCAAAUUCCUCCACCUCAAAAUCCGGUGCCUGAUGAUUUUGAUUCAUUAGAAGCAAGGUUUAGAAAGCUAAAAUAA